Setaria italica (foxtail millet) is the source of this 1217-nucleotide messenger RNA. Its product is annotated as inactive protein RESTRICTED TEV MOVEMENT 2. The transcript has 2 exons. The record is from RefSeq and is a predicted model, not a curated record. Bases 104 to 955 code for a protein of 283 amino acids. NCBI's taxonomy places the organism in Eukaryota, Viridiplantae, Streptophyta, Magnoliopsida, Poales, Poaceae.
GGCCAUUGACAUCAACUGACCAACACCGCCGAUCACCGCCACCAUCGGAGACCUCUAUCCCACGCUGUAAGCUAGCUCAGGGAGAGACCGAGAAGCAGCAGCCAUGGACGCCACCAGGGCCAGCAACCGCGCCUACGAGGAGUACGACCCCUCCGUCGAGUGGAGCCGCGGCGCCGAUGUCGACAGCGUCAGGAUCACGCUCCCAGGGUUCAAGAGGGAGGACAUCCGGGUGCUGGUGGACAACCACGGGCACCUGAGGACGCGCGGCGAGCGGCAAAUCGCCGGCACCAGGUGGAGCCGCUUCCAGAAGGACUUCCAGCUCCCGGACAACUGCAACGUCGACGGCAUCCGCGCCAAGUUCGAGAGCGAGACGCUCACCAUCACGCUCCCCAAGAAGACAGCCUCUCCGCCGGCCGCCGCCCCAGUGGCGGCGCCGUCGCAGAGGAUCCCGCCACCGGCGCUUCCGGAGCUGCCGGGGAGGCCCGCCGUGCCGGCGGCGCCGCUGGCGCCUGCUGCCUCCCAGAGGCAGCCCGCCGAGCGCAGGCCGUCGCUGCCGAGGAAGCCGGCGGCGCCGGAGCUGCCCGCGCGGCUGCCCUCCGUUCCGACGCCUGAGCCCGAGCCGUCGCUGGAAGCCGUCCAGAGGGCGAAGGAGGAGGAGGAGAAGAAGCGGAUGGAGAUGGAGACGAUGGGGAAGAUGGAGGAGGACAGGAAGGCGGCGCAGAAGAAGGAGCAGGAGGAUGAAGCAGCGGCGAUGGGAGAGAUGGCGAUGGCGCGCCAGCCCAGGCCGGCCUCCGCGAGCCGCGGGCUGCUGGUGAACGUGGCGGUCGCGGUGGUGGUGCUCCUCGGGAUCACCGCCUACGUGUGGCACACCCUGCGGAACGCAGCCGGCGGCGCCGGCGAUCACGGGCACGGCCACGGGCACCUGGGAGCCGGGAGCUACGGCGACGAGAUGUGAGCGAGCUGAAUCGAGGUGUGGCGUGUGUGCACUGCGCACUAGAAAUUGGCAAGGAGCCAAUGCAAGUAUAUACAUACACAGAUACAUGGGGGGAUGGGAGGUGGGGUACAUGUACGCGUGUUGUUCGGAUAUCAUCUGGCGUGAAUGCUUGAUGAGCUUGAAGACGGGUCAUUUGCUUGGCUGAACAAUUCCAAGAAAAUAAGAUGAUAAGCCAAGACUGUACUAUUUCUUUGUCAUAUCACUGACGAUCAUCAGAAAAAUA